UGAAGUCAUAUCAUGACGCUAAGGCGCGCUUAAUUUUACUCCCCUUUGUGAGAUUAGUUCGUAUAAAAAGGAGAAAGGUUCAAGUUGAAACAGCCAACUUCUCUCUUUCAUUUAUCAUCUUUGAAACGAAGCAUUCAUCCCAUCUGCUAAAACCUUGCCACUGUGCUACAGUCCUUUCCAUCACACUCAAAAUCCUUUUCACAAAAUCAUUUACUUCCUCUCACCCUCUCUCUCUUUGAAUAAACACCUCGUCAUCCAAAUUAUCCAACAUGGCCAGCAUAGACAAAGUCGCUAAACCCAAAGUCCUUACAACUGGCAAUAUGAAUCCAAGGAUCCGUAAGGCCGAGUACGCUGUCCGUGGCGAGCUUGCCAUCAAAUAUGAAAAGCUAAAAGUCGAGCUUGAGAAAGGGACACCCCUUCCAUUCAAGCGUGUUGUUGGUUGCAAUAUUGGCAAUCCUCAAGCAUUGGAUCAGAAACCUAUCACAUUCUUCCGUCAGGUUGCAUCCCUCGUUGAAUACCCAGAUCUCCUCAACGAUAAAAAUGCAGAAUUGACAUCGAAACUCUAUCCAAGCGAUGCCAUCGAGCGUGCCAAACUUCUUCUCAAACAUAUUGGCUCUGUGGGCGCAUAUUCCCACUCUCAAGGCAUCCCUUGGAUUCGUGAACAUGUUGCAAAAUUUAUUUCUGAGCGUGAUGGAUACCCUGCAGACCCUUCAAAGAUCUUCUUGACGCAAGGAGCCUCUGCCGGCGUUCAAUUAACUCUCCAGAUGAUUGUAGAACACCCGGGUGUUGGUAUUAUGAUUCCAAUUCCUCAAUACCCACUCUACACAGCCACCCUUGCCAUAUUGCAUGCUAAUCCAGUUCCUUAUUACCUGGAUGAGGCUAAGGAUUGGGGCCUUACAACGGAAGAGCUCGAACGUGCGUAUAAUGAGGCUGCCCAGCAAGGCAUUGAAACACGCGCCCUUGUGAUCAUCAACCCCGGUAAUCCUACGGGACAAUGCUUGAAAGAAGAGAAUAUGCGGGAUAUCAUUCAUUUCUGUCACAAGCAUCGCAUCAUACUCUUGGCAGACGAGGUGUAUCAGGCAAAUAUUUACCAUCCUGAAGAUCAUCCUUUUCACUCGUUCAAGAAGGUCCUCAAGUCUAUGGGCCCUGAAUAUGAGGGGCAAGAGUUGAUCUCAUACCAUUCCAUCUCUAAAGGCAUGAUUGGUGAAUGUGGCCGACGCGGUGGAUACUUUGAAUGUGAGGGGCUCGACCCUUUAAUUAUGGAUCAGAUCUACAAGGCUUCGUCCAUUUCGUUGUGUCCGAAUGUUCAGGGUCAGAUCAUGGUAGAAUUGAUGGUCAACCCACCAAAGCAAGGAGACCCUUCGUAUGCUCAGUACAAGAAAGAAUAUGACGACAUUUAUUUCUCGCUGAUCGCACGCGCCAAGAAAUUAGAGAAACUAUUCAGUAGCUUGGAGGGUUGCACGUGUAACCCUGCCGAAGGUGCCAUGUACCUGUUUCCACAGAUUCGUUUAUCCAAGAAAGCCAUUGAGGCAGCAGAAAAGGCAGGAGAGACACCUGAUCAGUUUUAUUGUAUGGCAAUGUUGGAGGCUACAGGAGUGUGCAUGGUUGCUGGAUCUGGAUUCGGACAGGUUAAAGGCACAGCUCAUUUCCGAAGCACAUUCUUGCCUCAACCUGAAUUGUUUGAUGAGUUUUGUGCAGCAAUCCAGAAGUUUCAUGAGGACUUUAUGAACAAGUACAGGGACUAGACUCGAAGUUUGGAGUAUCAUCUCCAUUACUAGUUUAAUCAUAAUCCUUGCACUUGUUUUUUUCUUUCUUUUUUAUGUGCAACAAUUGUAAAUAUAUCACUUGAUAGAAACAAAUAAAAGGACUUCAUUUAUAUC
Messenger RNA from Lobosporangium transversale, 1880 nucleotides. Its product is annotated as pyridoxal phosphate-dependent transferase. Bases 270 to 1745 code for a protein of 491 amino acids. Gene Ontology annotation, biological process: biosynthetic process. NCBI's taxonomy places the organism in Eukaryota, Fungi, Mortierellomycota, Mortierellomycetes, Mortierellales, Mortierellaceae. The record is from RefSeq and is a predicted model, not a curated record. Gene Ontology annotation, molecular function: L-alanine:2-oxoglutarate transaminase activity; pyridoxal phosphate binding. The transcript is spliced from 4 exons.